Rattus rattus (black rat) is the source of this 897-nucleotide messenger RNA. Its product is annotated as ubiquitin-conjugating enzyme E2 L3-like. Bases 229 to 693 code for a protein of 154 amino acids. The record is from RefSeq and is a predicted model, not a curated record. The transcript has a single exon. NCBI's taxonomy places the organism in Eukaryota, Metazoa, Chordata, Mammalia, Rodentia, Muridae.
GUCUGCCUUUAAUUUGAACUGUGAGGUAACUGCUCCCGGGUAAAGGUGGGAGCUGUACCAAAAGUAUGCUGGGAAUGUAUGGCCGUUGCCAGGGCAACAGAUGUGCAGGUGACAUCACUGCUGGAGGUGAGAGGGGUUCCUGAUACAACCAGAUACCAUAUAAAAUAGCACAUAAAAGGCAUCUUUAGAAUUGACUAACACGGGGAAAGCAGCAGCACCAGAUCCAAGAUGGCGGCCAGCAGGAGGCUGAUGAAGGAGCUUGAAGAGAUCCACAAAUGUGGAAUGAAAAACUUCCGUAACAUCCAGGUUGAUGAAGCUAAUUUAUUGACUUGGCAAGGGCUUAUUGUUCCUGACAACCCUCCAUAUGAUAAGGGAGCCUUCAGAAUUGAGAUCAACUUCUCAGCAGAGUAUCCCUUCAAGCCACCCAAGAUCACAUUUAAAACAAAGAUCUACCACCCUAACAUCGACGAGAAGGGUCAGGUCUGCCUGCUCGUAAUUAAUACGGAAAACUGGAAGCCAGCCACCAAGACUGACCAAGCAAUCCAGUCCCUCAUAGCACUGGUGAACGACCCUCAGCCUGAGCACCCACUCCGGGCUGAGCUAGCUGAAGAAUACUCUAAGGACCGUAAAAAAUUCUGUAAGAAUGCUGAAGAAAUUACAAAGAAAUAUGAGGAAAAGCGACCUGUGGACUAAAAUCUGCCACGAGUGAUCCCAGCAAGUUUGAGCAGAGACCCUGAGCAGUGCAUUCAGACACCCCGCAAAGCAGGACUCUGUGGAAAUUGACACGUGCCACCAACUGGCGUCCGCUUGUGGCAGUUACUAACUUUCUACAGUUUUCUUUUUCUUAAUCAAAAGUGGUCUAGGUAACCUGUAAAGAAGGAUUAAAAAAUUCAGAUG